AUGGAGAGGGCCAGGACUGGGAAGACCUCCCAGGGAGACACAGUCUUCAAUGAGAUGGCCAAAGCCGGAGAUUUUGAUUCACUUUCCAAGGACAAUGUCUUCGAGAAUAACUGUUUGGCCUUUGAAGUGGCCGAGAAAGAGCUGGGGAUCCCCUCUCUCCUGGACCCUAACGACAUGGUCUCCAUGAGUGUCCCUGACUGCCUCAGCAUCAUGACAUAUGUGUCCCAGUAUUAUAACCACUUCUCCAGUCCUGGCCAAGCCAGUGUCUCACCACCCAGAAAGGACCUGGCACCCUCAUCCCCACCAUCUGUGGCACCCACUUCAGUGGAACCAGGAGACAGGGCUCAGGGCGAGGAGCUUUCCUCAGGCAGCCUGUCGGAUCAGGGCACGCACCGGCCCCCCAGCAGCGUGUGCGCGGCCUGCCAGCAGCACGUGCACCUGGUGCAGCGCUUCCUGGCCGAGGGCAGGCUGUACCACCGGCACUGCUUCCGGUGUCAGCAGUGCUCCAGCACCCUGCUUCCUGGGGCUUAUAGGAGUGGGCCCGAGGAAGGCACCUUUGUGUGUGCAGAACGCUGCGCCAGGCUGGGCUCUGGUGGGCGGUCAGGAACGAGGCCCGGGCCCCCACCCCAGCCAAAGCUGCAGCAUCGGCAGCAACUCGCAGAAGAAGCCAAGGACGUCCAAGGAGGCAGCCCUAGCCCUUGUGCAGCUGCAGGAGCUGAGACGGAUGGACUGAAGGCCAGCCCCGAGGCUCGGCCCCAGAUCCCCAGCAAACCCCGGCUUCCCGGCAAACCACAGGAGCUGGCCAGCCCCCUGGCCAGCCGCCCCACACCUGCCCCCAGGAAGGUCCCUGAGAGCACAGCCCUACCCCACCCCACACCCCGGCCCCGGUCCAGCCUGCAGCAGGAGAACUUGGUGGAGCAGGGUGGCAGCAGUGGACUAGUGAAUGGAAGACUGCACGAACCCCCUGUCCCCAAGCCGAGAGGGACACCCAAGUUGUCAGACGGGAUGCCAGCCCCCAGGAAGGACCCCCCAUGGAUCGCGCUGGUGCAGGCAGAGCCUAAGAAGAAGCUGGCCCCGCUCCCCCCGAGCAGCCCUGGGCCGGCAGGCCGGGCCAGCAGGCAGGUGCAGAACGGAGGCGUGGAGGAGGUGACCCAGCAGAGCCCAGCGGCCGGCCCGGAGCCCAAGCCCUACAACCCCUUUGAGGAGGAGGAAGAAGGAGAGGAGUCCCCAGCUGCACCCAGCCUGGUCACCAGCCCUGCCCUGGCCCACUCGGAGUCCACACCCAAGAUCCUGCACCCCUGGUACGGCAUCACCCCCACCAGCAGCCCCAAGACAAAGAAGCGCCCUGCCCCCCGAGCGCCCAGUGCAUCACCGCUCGCUCUCCAUGCCUCCCGCCUCUCGCACUCAGAGCCACCCUCAGCCACACCAUCUCCAGCCCUCAGCGUGGAGAGCCUGUCAUCUGAGAGCUGCAGCCAGAGCGCUGGUGGGAUGCUUCUGGAGCCACCAGCUGUGCCCAAGAGCUCCUCAGAGCCUGCUGUCCAUGCCCCUGGCACCCCUGGCAUCCCAGGCAACCCUGUCAGCCUCUCUGCCAACUCCUCCCUGUCUUCCUCUGGGGAGCUGGUGCAGCCCAGUGUGGCACGGACGCCUCAAGCCAGCCCUGGCCUUACCCCCAGGACUAGUGGCAGCCCAGGUCCCCAGGCAGCCAAGUCCUGUGGUGGCACCACCCCAACCCCUCUCUUGUUGGUUGGGGACAGGAGCCCUGUACCUUCCCCUGGAACCUCAUCCCCACAGCUGCAGGUAAAGUCUUCCUGCAAGGAGAAUCCUUUUAACCGGAAGCCAUCGCCUGCAGCAUCUCCAGCCACAAAGAAGGCCACCAAAGGACCCAAGCCAGUGAGGCCACCUGCCCCAGGACAUGGCUUUCCACUCAUCAAACGCAAGGUCCAGGCUGACCAGUACAUUCCUGAGGAGGACAUCCAUGGAGAGGUGGACGCCAUUGAGCGCCAGCUGGAUGCCCUGGAACACCGCGGGGUCCUGCUGGAGGAGAAGCUGCGUGGUGGAGUGCAUGAGGGCCGUGAGGACGACAUGCUGGUGGACUGGUUCAAGCUUAUCCACGAGAAGCACCUGCUGGUGCGGCGGGAGUCUGAGCUCAUCUAUGUCUUCAAGCAGCAGAACCUGGAGCAGCGCCAGGCUGACGUCGAGUAUGAGCUCCGGUGCCUUCUCAACAAGCCGGAAAAAGACUGGACGGAGGAGGACCGGGGCCGGGAGAAGGUGUUGAUGCAGGAACUUGUGACCCUCAUUGAGCAGCGCAAUGCCAUCGUCAACUGUCUGGAUGAGGACCGGCAGAGGGAGGAAGAGGAAGACAAGAUGUUGGAAGCCAUGAUCAAGAAGAAAGAAUUCCAGAAGGAGGCUGAAUCCGAGGGCAAGAAGAAGGGGAAGUUGAAGACCAUGAGGGUGCUGAAGCUGCUGGGAAACAAGCGUGAGACCAAGAGCAAGUCCUCUGGGGACAAGAGCUAACAGCGAGGGAAGCCAGCUGUGGACUGUCUGCCUCCUGGAUCAGCCCUUGGGCUGUGCUCCCUCGUGGGGCACCACCUGCCUCAGAGCAGUUGGGAGGAAAGAUGACUUCAGGGAAGGAGCCUCUGGGUGACGGCCUCUCCCUCCUCAGGGUCCUCUGGCGGGGCUGGGCCAAAGAGUUUUCCUCCCUCUUCUCUGAGCUCCAGGCAGCUGUGAUUCCUCCCUGCCCAGUCUGAUUCUGAGGACUCUGGAUGCUGUGACUGACCCAAGGGGCAGCGGCCGAGCACGUUCACUCCCUUGUCCCACCCAGCUGCUGCUGUGAUGGGGCAGUUCCUUGGUCCUUCUUCCUCUCUGUACCACUUCCAGAUGGGAUUCUUAGCUGUCCAAGUCCUGCCAUGGUAGCUCUCUGGCCCAGGUCUCCUGCCUCUGUAGGCUGCCCCUCUUGGCAGGCUGGCGAGUAGCACUUGGAGGUGCUGGCUUCUUCCUGCCCAGCCCUGGCUCCGAGCCUCUGCCCUCUUGUCUGGUGCAGGUGCCCUGAGUCUCAGUUUCUCCUUGCUCAGGAGCUCUACUUAUGAAAUCUCUAAUUGAGUCUGAGUUAGUUACUGAAUGGCCUGUGCUGUGCCAGACACGGAUGGGCCUGAUGGGCAAGUCCCUCCCUCCCUUCCUCUCUCAAAGCUCUAGGAGAUGCCUCCUUCCUCUCCCCUUAUUCUGCAGGAAACCUCGCUUUCUGUGACACAGGGCUGUGAUGGCCAUGCUGGGGUAGGUGGGUGUCCUCCACUAAUUCCCCCCAGUGCUGAGCCCUCCAGGAAGGGCCUCUGGGAGGCAGUCCCUGGUUGCAGUUCCGGUUCCUGAUUGUCAGCCUAGGGAGGGUGCGCUUCAAGUAGGUGCUAAUUCUGGUUCUUUAACACAUUGUAGUCUGGCCCCUAACUCAGGCUUUCCUCCACACCCCAGGUCCAGGGGAUAGGGUCCAUUCUGUUUGUGGUCAUCACUAGUCUUGUCUCCUCUGUUUGUUCUCUCCCCAACCCAUUCCCACCAAGGGACAGAUGGCCACUUGCCCCAGUGGGAUAGCUGUGGGAGAGGAGCGAUGGGGAUACCAGCUUUUCCAUAGGGAAUGUGCCCAGCAGUUUUUUGGUUGAAGCACUGUUUCUAUAAGCUAUCUCUGGGAUGCCCCUAGGUCCCCCUUCCCUCCAUGUACCUCUGGGAAAAGAUUGCACUGUAUUAAUUCUUGAGGAUUUUCCGCACCAACAAUAAAUGGAGACAACCUCAUUUGCCAGUG
Molecule: messenger RNA, 3787 nt
Organism: Galeopterus variegatus (Sunda flying lemur)
Lineage: Eukaryota; Metazoa; Chordata; Mammalia; Dermoptera; Cynocephalidae
Gene: MICALL1
Product: MICAL-like 1
Exons: 17
Coding region: 1-2514 (837 amino acids)
Molecular function (GO): protein binding
Source: RefSeq, a predicted model, not a curated record